This is a messenger RNA of Capronia coronata CBS 617.96, 1050 nucleotides long. RefSeq lists its product as uncharacterized. Bases 1 to 1050 code for a protein of 349 amino acids. Lineage: Eukaryota; Fungi; Ascomycota; Eurotiomycetes; Chaetothyriales; Herpotrichiellaceae. The record is from RefSeq and is a predicted model, not a curated record. The transcript has a single exon.
AUGGCAAGCCCAGCUCACUGCUUCUACUGUUUUGAAACACUGGCCGCCAGUUUCAAACACCGAGACCCGCCUACACUGCAAAAGGUCUUGGACCUGUAUGAAGCCUACAAAGCCAAAGCACUCCCCCAAGAUGAGGCUACAGAAGCCGACGAGGAAGAGGAUGUCGAGAUGGAGUCACAUGUAGCGGGAAAUGACGCGAAUGACAACCACAAUGAGGAAGAAGACGACGACGAAGAUGGUGCCCACGAAGAAAUCCAACGUAUUGAACGUCGAACCGUUGGUAAAUCUGCACUUCAGCCUCCCAGUAUUUCCCGGCUGCAGGCGCGGUCGUCAUCUUCGAGGUCUUCUUCAACAUCCUCCCCGUCCAUAUUCUCUCCGAGUUCAUCUAAUUCCCAGUUGACCACUCCCUCGAGUGCCACCUCUAUUAAGUCUGUACCACCAACCUAUGCUUCACAAGUCUCUGCGACGGAAUCAUAUCCACUCUUCGUCACCUGGAACACGGUAUCUCGGUCUGGACACAAAUCUCUCCGUGGUUGCAUAGGCACCUUUGAAGCUCUUCCCCUCGCUUCGGGACUUUCUACAUAUGCACUAACUUCAGCGUUCGAUGACACGCGAUUCUCGCCGAUCCCAGAGUCACUGCUACCGGCACUUUCAUGCUCUCUGACCUUGCUUGCAGAUUUUGAGCCUUGCAAAGAUGCUAUGGACUGGACCUUAGGGAUACACGGCCUCAGAAUCAGUUUCACCUACAGGAACCGGAGACAUGGCGCGACGUACCUUCCCGACGUUGCGGUCGAGCAAGGCUGGGACAAGGAGCAGACUGUGGAGAGUCUGAUGAAGAAAGCUGGGUGGGAUGGGGGCUAUGGGAAUGGUGUGGCAAGACGGCUUCUAAGAGGAUCUGCCAGGCCAAGCGAGCAGCAGUCAACUAAGCCCUGGGACGAAGUGCAAGACUUUCGGGCGGUUAGGUAUACAGGUUUAAAAGCCAGUGCAUCAUACGCUGAAUGGCAGGAUUGGCGUCAAUGGGUUGAGAAGAACGGUGAAGUUCUGAAUUGA